This is a messenger RNA of Rubroshorea leprosula, 2115 nucleotides long. Lineage: Eukaryota; Viridiplantae; Streptophyta; Magnoliopsida; Malvales; Dipterocarpaceae. The record is from the annotation of a GenBank genome assembly.
ACUGGUGGCAAAUCACCCCCUCAGCUCACUUCAUGCGCAAAUCACCCCCUCAACUCACCUGCAGUGGCAAAUCAGCCCCUCUGUUAAGGCUUCCGUUAACAUUUAACAGUAUGCUCACAAGCCCUUCCUCUGUGUCUGACGUGGCCUUUUUUUUGCUGAGGUGGAGGCACACCUGGACAAAUACCUCAAAAUCAGCAUCGGAAUGCAAGCAUCGCUUUCUUCUCUAUUCCCGUUAAAACCUCCAAAGAUCUGCCAAAAUCAGACGAAGAAACUUCAGCAGAUGCUCAGCCCUCGUUGUUUUCUCUGGCUGGAUGUGACCAAUACUAGUUAGACUAUUCAGGACAUUCCCCAUGUUUGAAAGUCCUGGAGCAUCUCAUAGUCCUCAUCUUUGCAAGCUUGAUCACUUUGUCAUUUUAAAUUUGGUAAUUCUUUUUUUGAAUAGAUUGGAUGGGAUUCAGUCAUGAGAAUGAGUGCAGACUUACAGGAUUUGUUCUUAUAUGAGGCCUUCUUGUACUAUAACCCCCGUCUUCUUGUGACAAUGAUGGUUUAGCUCUGGGGAGUGAGCUUAUGCGUUUUUUCACAGGGCAGUGUUAAUUAUGCAAAAAUUUUUGAUCUUGAUCAAAAUCAUCUUACUCACAAAGAUAUAUGGAAGGUACUCAUGCAAAAUGCACCUAUUGUCAAUUGGACUUUUUUUGGAAGCUGCAGCAGCAGCUUGAACUUUGUCAAUAAUUUUAUUUCUAAUUAUUGUGUAGGAAAUUUGACUUUAUUUUUUACCAUCUUCCUCAGCGUAGCAUUUGGAUGACCAUUAUUGUCCCAACUAGCAUGACAGCAUAUCUUUAUCUCUAUUCCCAUGGAGAAGUAUCAUUGGCUGCAUCACAACCAGUGUAGCAUCUGUCCUGCCCAUUAUACAAUUUUGCUGCAUUAUACUGUUAAACUUUAUUGUACUCAUUCCACUUUAUUGUAUCAUUGGCUAAGGUAUGAAGCUGCAUCAUUUUUUGGUCCUUUGUUUUUGGUAUAUUUAAUUGAAAAGCUAUAGCUAGGGACAUAUUUAGGAAUGGUGUUGUGAAUCUGCACGGUCCUGGAGAAGCUCUAUUUUCCUGCAUUUUAGAUUCAGAUAGAUUGUAUGGCAUGGAAAGUACCAGCUUUCCUACUCUUUCAAACUUUUCUAUCCUAGGCUAAAGCUACGAUAUUGGAAUCAUUCAGUUCUGUGAAAGGAGCUUCAUUUUAUAAUGCACUUAUAAUUGUCAAUUGAGUGCAGGUAUUUUCAGAUUUGGAACGUUCAGUUUGCCGUCACCGCUAGAUCUUAAAAGGACGAAGAGGGGAAGAAGACGAAGACGAUGGAAACUGUGUGCCUCCACUGCAGCAUCCAUCUCAACAACAAAAGGGCCACGUCAGACACAGAGGAAGGGCUUAUGAACAAACUGUUAAAUGUCAACGGAAGCCUUAACAGAGGGGCUGAUUUGCCACUGCAGGGGAGUUGAGGGGGUGAUUUGCGUGUGAAGUGAGUUGAGGGGGUGAUUUGCCACCAGUUGUUGAGUUGAGGGGGUGAUCUGCACCUUUUGCCUUGAAGUAAUUGCACAAGUAGUUAUCAAAUGUACAAGUGUGCCCUCUACACAUACUGAAGUGUUGCUGUUAUUUUCGUUGUGAUUUGGGUUUAAAAGGCACUUUGAUGAAAGCCGAUAUCCUAGUCAGCACCUCGAUUCAAAAGGAAAUGCUACAGUUCGUAAUUCCGUAACCUGUUCUCUGGUUAUAUCUAUCCACUCCGUUGCCUCCCCUGGUUUCUGCAGCACCCAGAACAAAGCUACGAUCUUUAGCGAUGAAGUUUAAAAAGAGGAGAGGCCCUUUUUUCGUUAUCUUGAACGUUUCUCAUUUCCGCAUUCUGUCUUUCCGUUUCGUUCUUCCCGUGUUGGGAACCAGAAAUGGUGUAUAUCUCUCCGGCACCAUAACAUGUCUGCUUAUCUGAAGAUCAUGCUGGAGGUUAAUUUUCAUUUGAAAUGAAUCUCGAACCUUAAUUGUGAUUCUUGUGAAAUUUAUGAAUGUUGAAGCAACUCAAAUUUGGGAAGCUAAAUGAAAUUCGGCUUGCCAGGACCUGGAAGGGAGUGCUGCAUACGGUAU